This is a messenger RNA of Mytilus californianus (California mussel), 2844 nucleotides long. RefSeq lists its product as uncharacterized. The record is from RefSeq and is a predicted model, not a curated record. The transcript has a single exon. NCBI's taxonomy places the organism in Eukaryota, Metazoa, Mollusca, Bivalvia, Mytilida, Mytilidae. Bases 314 to 1918 code for a protein of 534 amino acids. Gene Ontology annotation, molecular function: zinc ion binding.
CACCCCAGUACCGUUACCACGAUCAAUAAGAAAAGGACGGGCUGCGGCAACUACCCCAGUACCAUUACCACGAUCAAUAAGAAAAGGACAGGCUGCGGCAACUACCCCAGUACCAUUACCACGAUCAAUAAGAAAAGAACAGGCUGCGGCAACUACCCCAGUACCAUUACCACGAUCAAUAAGAAAAGAACAGGCUGCGGCAACUACCCCAGUGCCAUUACGACGAUCAAUAAAAAAAGGAGAGGCUGCCAGUGUUUGCCAGUUGUGUGAAACUGAACCAAAAGUUAAGUGGAAGUGUUUAGAAUGCGGAUUGAUGAUGUGUCAAAGAUGUUGUGAUAAAGUCCAUCCAAAGUUUCCGUCAGCUAAGGACCAUACAGUUAUAGACAUAAGAGAUAUCGGUAAAUAUGAGACAGAGUCUAAACCAAAACAAAACUUCAAUAAAGUUGUCUGUGGAAACCAUACAACACAAAAUUGCUGCAUGUUCUGUAAGUCUUGUGAUCAAAUUGUGUGUCCAGAGUGUAUUGCAAAAACUCAUAAAAGACACGAUUUGAUAGAACUGUGUGAAGGAUAUGACAUCAAAAUGGCAAAAAUUAUAAAAAAACGGGAAAAUAUUGAUUCCGCAAUUCACAGCUUCACAAGAGGUGCAGAAGAACUACGCAAAAUAAAAUACCUAGAACAAGUCAGCUGUAAAAGAACAAGACGAGAAAUACGAAGUUAUGAACAAACUUUAUCAGAUGCUGUGAAGAAACAUAUUAAUAAACUUUUGAAUGAAGUUGAUCAAAAGUGGGAGGAUUUUACCAAAUCAAUCGAUAAAGCGGAAAAGAAGGUGAAUGAAACAUGUAAAAAAUUAACCAAACAAAAAGAUCAGGUAAAUGAUUUAUUGCAAUCACAUGAUGCAGAGGACGUUUUUUUCACUCCUGACAGUAGUGCACAAUCCAUUCCGCCGAUCAUACUAGACAAAACAAAAUUCAAUCAUGUCCCUGAGUUUGUUCCAGGAGACAUAUCCAUUAUCCCUAAGCUUGUUGGUUCCCUGAAGAGAGUCGGUAAUCCGUACAAUCCAGUUCCCAUUGUAAUACAGUGGUAUUCAACAGAUGUCAAAAGAUGCAACAAUAUUAUAUCGUGCCCUGAUGGUUUAUUCUGGAUAAAUGAUAAGGGUUCCAAACAAUUACAGAAAGUCAAUCUAACAGCAACAGUCAUGAAAGUCAUAUACAACUUUGACAUUGGGGUUAACGAUCUAUCAUUGAUGCCUAAUGGUGAUGUACUGCUUUGUCUUUUGAGUAACCAAUCUAUCUUAAAAGUUAUACCAGUAGGUACACUGGAAGUAAGAGAUUCCCCAUACAAUGUAUCACCACUCUGGGCAAACUGUAUUCAUGUAACACAUGAAAACAAUGUAAUGGUUGGUGUCAAGGAUAAUGGACCAGUAUUCCCUGCUUCAGGACCAAGACAAGUUAUAGUGAUGGACAUUACAGGAAAGCAGAAACAAGUUUUCCAAUAUGACAAUCAAAACAAACCGUUAUUUACUCUUCCUGUUCGAAUCCAUAGUAAAAAGUCAAAUAUUAUUGGUGUUAUAGACUGGAUAAAUGAAGAAUGUGAAGGUAGGAUUAUUGUAUUAAACCAGGAAGGAUUCCUCAAGAAUGUUUACAUGGGCCAUCCAAAAAUAAAUAGUGAUGACAAUCCGUUCAAACCAUCAGACAUUUUAUCGUUACCAUCAGAUAACUUUAUUAUAGCAGAUCCAACCAAUCACUACUUACACAUACUCAACAGCCAAGGUAACAUUCUAACCUUCUAUAAUUUGGUAGAGAUUGGAAUAGAGUUUCCAUAUUCUAUGACCUUCCUUGGGUAUUUAUUUAUUGGAGGUGCUACCAUUGAAAAUGAAGAGAACGUUGAAGUAUACAAAAUUGACAACUUUGUGUGGUAGUUUGUAAAAUGAAAGUGUACAUAAAAGAUAACAUAGACAGAUAAUCUUGACACUGCUAUCAGCAUAUAUAUAUACAAGUUAGUUAACCAUGUUUGGUAGUUUUGAAAUUGUCAAAAGUAACAAAGCACUUCAAAUGGGGUAAUGUACCAGUAGUCCAAAAAUGGAUGAAGACUAAAUAACUUUGUGUGUUAAUUUUCUAAUGGAAGAGUGAAGAAAAACAAUUUCGUAUGGUGGUUUUGAGGCUAAAAAGUGAAUAAUAUUAACUUUGUGUGAUUAUAGUUUUGAGAUGAAAAAAGUGGAGAAACCGUAGUCUAUAAUUGCUAAUAUCAACUUCAUUUGAACACUGGUGGAUAGGUGUCCCAAUAGCAACUAUACCCCAUCUUAUUUUUAUAAAGAUAACCCGAAUAAUUUAGUCAUUUCCACAUUUAAGGGCAUGAACUUUUAUACGAUAAAAACACGGCACGAAUCCAGGAUUUUGAUUGGCGCUUUUGGAUGAAAGAGUCAAUCAGCUGAUAGCGUAAUGUUAUCGAGAUAGGUAAAUCCUAUGCUAAUUCAAAAAAUUUUCUUGACUAUGCCUCACGUGUUUAUGAAGCCAUUGUAGAAUAUAUCAACUGAAGUAUUCCGCGGUUAGCUUUUAUAGAUUGUUCACUGUAUAGAUAUUUGUUUAGUUCUGCAAUAUAGAAAUAUGUAAUCUCUUACACAAGAAACUAAAAUUAUAUAAGGAGACUAAUUGAAUUGUCCAAUUGCAAGAAAACUGAUUCAGACAUAAAUGGUUUGUUGCAAGAGUCCAGAAGAAAUUUAGUUUUAAUGUUUCUAAAAUAGAUAAGCUAAGCUAAUUAAUUUUUGUUUAAAGAUUAAAAAAAUAUAUAUAUACUGCAUUAACUCCAUCCCCUCAAAAGUAAUUUGUAUUUCAAAACUAAUACAAA